Messenger RNA from Salmo salar (Atlantic salmon), 5638 nucleotides. RefSeq names its product leucine-rich repeat and immunoglobulin-like domain-containing nogo receptor-interacting protein 3. Gene Ontology annotation, cellular component: plasma membrane. NCBI's taxonomy places the organism in Eukaryota, Metazoa, Chordata, Actinopteri, Salmoniformes, Salmonidae. Gene Ontology annotation, molecular function: protein binding. The record is from RefSeq and is a predicted model, not a curated record.
AGCACAGAUGUGCUCCACUGAACAGCAGCAGCAGGGCUGUCUCUCUCCCUCACACACACAUGCGCACACACACACACUCACAUGCCCCUGUAGUGAAAGAGCACACCAUCACCAGCUCAGGCUGUCACAGUGGCAGAGACACAAAGCCCUGUGCCCAAUGGGAACCAGAAGCUGACUCUGGAACACAAAGAAGAGAGAGAGGGGGAAAGAGACUUCAGUUGCCUUUUCAUCUGCAGAGGCAGAGGGAAGGGGUUGAUGCACUAUAGAUAGCGGGAGCGAGGGGGAGCGAGAGGGGGAGCGAAGCAAUUGCAGUCAGGCUCAGUUGCUGCUGUCACAGGCUGGAGGCUCAGUGAGUAUUAUCAUAGGAAGCUGGUGGAGCAACAUUACAGUCCAACACACACACACUCUCUGGACAGACGGACUGCAGAACCGAGGCGCAGAGGCAACACACACACGCCGAGUGAGGACCAGGCUUGCGAACGUGGAUGGACCACCGGUCAAGAUCUGGGUGUCUGGUGCAGUGAUCCAGCCCCAGCGGUGCAAAGGUAGAGAGGGGGCAUGGCAGCCGUUCCAGGCCUGGGGUGGCCUGGCCUGCUACUGUUGCUGCUGACUACUGUGGCCUCCACUCAGACUCAAGGCUGUCCCCAGCGCUGUGAGUGCAUGGCCAAGCUCAAGUCUGUGGCAUGCCAGGGCAAGCGCCUGUCUGCCUUCCCCGACGGCAUCUCCUCGGACACACGUCUGCUGGACCUGAGUGGGAACAGGCUUCGCUGGGUGGAGCAUGGCGACCUCCUCUCCUUCCCUCGGCUGGAGGAGCUGGACCUGAGUGAGAACAUCAUCACCGUCCUGGAGCCCAACGCUUUCUCCAGCCUGCAGAGCCUGAGGGUGCUGUCGCUGAGGGGGAAUCAGCUCAAACUGGUCCCCAUGGGCGCCUUCUCACGCCUCACCAACCUCACCACACUGGACCUGAGCGGGAACAAGAUUGUCAUCCUGUUGGACUUCACCUUCCAGGACCUGAAAAGCCUGAGGAACCUGGAGGUUGGUGACAAUGACCUGGUCUACAUCUCCAACAAGGCCUUCCUGGGCCUGGUGGGUCUGAGGCAGCUCACCAUUGAGAGGUGUAACCUGACCUCCAUCUCCAGCCAGUCUCUGUCCUAUCUCCGCAGCCUGGUCACUCUGCGCCUGCGCUACCUCAGCAUCUCCUCCCUGGAGGACCAGAACUUCCGUAAACUGGGCGGGCUGCGGGGGCUGGAGAUCGACCACUGGCCUUUCCUGGAGCACAUCUCCCCCCACAGCCUCCAGGGCCUUAACCUGUCCUGGCUGUCCAUCACCAACACCAACAUCACUUCCGUGCCCACGGCUGCCCUGCGCAGCCUGCCCCACCUCAUCAGCCUCAAUCUCUCAUACAACCCCAUCUCCGUGCUGGAGUCCUGGGCCCUGAGGGACUUGGUCCAUCUGAAGGAGCUGCACCUGGUCAACACCAACCUGAUGACGGUACAGCCGUACGCCCUCGGCGGCCUUCGGCAGAUCCGCCUGCUCAACUUGUCCACUAACGCCCUGGUAACCCUGGAGGAGGGCGCCUUCCAGUCUGUCAAUACCCUGGAGACGCUGCGUGUGGAUGGGAACCCUCUGUCCUGCGACUGCCGCCUGCUCUGGAUCCUCCAGCGCAGGAAGACCCUCAACUUUGAAGGGAAGUCCCCAGUGUGUGCGGGUCCCAUGGAGGUGCAGGGCAGGGCCCUCAGCGCGUUCUCAGACUCUGCCCUGUUCGACCACUUUACCUGCCAGAAGCCCAAGAUACGCAACAGGAAGCUGCAGCCAGUGACUGCCAGGGAGGGCCAGGUAGUGUCUUUUGUGUGCCGGGCGGAGGGUGAGCCCACACCUAUCAUCUUCUGGGUAUCUCCCCAGCGCCGCCGGAUCACUACCAAGAGUACUGGACGUGUCACCGUCCUACCCGAGGGAACGCUGGAGAUCCGCUACGCCCAGCUGACCGAUACCGGCACCUACAUCUGCAUUGCCAGCAAUGCUGGGGGCAAUGCCACCUACUUUGCCACGCUGACCGUGAGCGCACUGCCUCUAGACGCUGCGCUCAUGGCCAACCGAACAUACUACACAGGUGACCUCAACGAGACCAAUCUGAACGACACCAAGGUCUUCCUCAAGUUCACCUUGGACCUCAAGACAAUUCUGAUAUCCACAGCCAUGGGGUGUUGCUUGUUCCUUGGCGUGGUGGUUUUCUGUUUCCUGAUGCUGUUUGCAUGGAGCCAGGGCCGGGGACAGCACAAGAAUAACUUCUCAGUUGAGUACUCUUUCAGAAAGGUGGACGGCCCUGCAGCCAGUGGCGGACAAGGAGGGGCCCGCAAGUUCAACAUGAAGAUGAUUUGAGUCAGACAGGUCACUCUGUUUACUAGUAGACUCAGAUGGUGACACAAUAAUAACUUUGGACUUUAUGAUUCGGUUCCCUUGUUGGUUCAGAAAUCAACACAUUAGGUGAUCUAAGACAAUGUACUAAAACUUUGUUUUGUAUUUGUAAAUGUCUGUAUCAACAAAAAGUAAAUAGGUAAAUGGAUUUGGUACAGACACAUUUUUUCUCAUUGCUAUUUGUGUAUUGUGGUUUAUCUUGUGCAGAGGAGUCUGGAUGAUAGUUAAAGAUGUCACUAAAUCCUAUUGACUGUUAAGAUUCAAAACACAACACCCCUGCACAGCUCCAUCUGUCUCUCUGCAGUGCACCCUCCCCUUUUAAGAACCUUAAAAGGGGAGGGUGACCUGGGGCUCUGAGGUAUGGGUACGCAUGGGAAAAGAAUGACCUUUAUAUUAAAGCAUUGCAUGAAUUAUCACCGCUUUUGCUUAUUGGCAUAGAGCAGUAUAGUAGAGGCGCUUGUAGAAGUCGCACACAUGGAGCAAACAUUUGUAGCCUGGGGUCCGGGAAAAAUGUGGCCUUUUAUAUUUCAUGCAAUUCCACAUCAUUUUAGAUGACUGGAGACUAGCAGAAUCUUUUUUAUACCUCACAAAUGAUUAAAUUGUCAGGCUACUUUGACACUGACAAACUGAGAAUCUGAUAUCAAUAAAAACGACCUUGUCUUGAAUCCAUCAAUAGCCUAGGUGUGUGGAGACGCAUAUUGUACAAUAUGAGGAGGAAAUGAUAGUCCUAAAAAGGUUUCCAGUUUCACUGACUCACCUAAUGAUGAGCAGCUCACUCAUGGAGAUGGCUGAUGCGCUCGUGCCAAAAGCUUGUCGCUCUCUUGUUUUACUUUGUAAGACAAUGCUGUUCGCUCAAUAGGCCUAUUUGGAAGUUGAUAACUUGGUAGCCUACAAUCAGAUUAGUAUUGUCUUUUCGGCAGGAUCCAUUUGAUUUCCAACCUGUGUUUUCUCACGAUUGCAUUUUAAAUAUUGCGAAAGGCCUGUUUUGGCUGCAUGCUGUUCACUGACAGAUUUGCCUCGCGUUCCUGACUGUCAGCAUGCCUUGUGAUUGGGCUACACACAAUCCACAGCAAGGCUAUUUAAAAAAUAAAAAAAAUAUUGAUUGGCUGUGGCUAAAUUAUAGUCCAACUCCUGAUGUAGUAUUCAGAAUUAUGUAAUUUCUUUCUGAACACGGAAGUAAUUCUAUUACUUUGGAAAAUGUAUUUGAAUUCAUCAUGGGUGCUGUGGCACCUUCAGCACCCCUCCUGCACCUAUGAUUUUAUAAGGAAAUAAAUGAUGAAGUGCAACUCUGGAGAGAGGAGAGUUGCAGGCUCAUGUCUAUCAGAACAGAGAGAGGGAGAGGGAGAGCGAUGAUAGAAAGUGAAUCUCAUUCUAGUUAUGUGAGUGAUAGAGGCUGUCUUUCUCUCACUGCAGUUAUGGCCAUGCGUUGGUGUAUAAAGGUUACAGUGUUGCGCAAACCAUAAACCCCCGCUGGCCAACACAAAUCAAUUCUUAGAAUAUUAGGCACGUUUUAACAGUACGUUUUUCAGGGUGCCGCCAGGAGAAUUACAAAGGAGAACUUGAAUUAAUUCUGAUAGGUUUUAUUAGGAUUUUUACAUUUCAAACAGUGAAAAUGAUUUGUCAUGCCAUGAGAGGUACCGGAUCCUGACAAAUGGGUUCUGGAAAGAAGCAGUCAAAAACUGAGAGGUGCCGGCUCACUCAAAUGAAGCCUUGCUUAACAGUAUUGUAUCCUGUACACUCCCAAGCUAUAACCAUACAGAAUGACUCCAAAUGCAAACUACAUUACAGGAGACUUCCAACCUCAUCUGUCAUUCAACAACAUUAAAUGCUGCUACACAUUUUACUAGUUUCAUUUUUCAAAUGGAUUUGUUACGCAAAGUACCCUAAAUGACACAGUGAAAAAUAUUUAAACCUGGUGUACAGGUGAGUAAUCACAAACAAAACCAGACACAACUUCCUAUGGGAUCAGAUACCCUCGUGGUGGUGUAUUUAGCAAUAGUGACAUGCCCUCAGCCUGCACCCCAUCUGAAAAUGUAUACAAAACGUUUUGUGUAUGUAUAUUGUUGUUGUUGUUGUUGGGUGUUCAGAUUCGUUGUCUAAUUUUCUAAAUUACUUGCUAUAUAACCUUUGUUAAUUCGUCAUUGUCUGAUUGCAACUCAAUAUUAGGCAUGUGUUCUUAAUGUUUUGUACCCCCAGUGCAUUUUGUAAUCUUUAAAAGCUAUUGUGGUUGUUCAUAAUGUGUUGUAAGUCAGAUUUUAUGUGGAUAAUUCUAAGUAUAAUUUCCUAACUGGUAAUACCCAGUAAUUUAAUUAUUAUCAGACACAGAUUGCAUGGCACAGAGAUUUGAACUUUCUGUGCUUUCUAAACAACUUAUAAAGGGCAAGCGUGCAGUGUAUUUGAUCAGUUUCCUCUUUUAGGUUUAGGAAAGCAGUGGGAAGCCUGGUGACCAGCAGUGACAGUGUUUCUCAUCAGGACCCAAGUCUCAGAGAUAUGCAGGAAAAUGCUAAUGUGACAGAGACCUUGGAUGCUGGAAGAGAGGUCACAAUGGAAUGGAGCCAGGCUGUGCUAGAGGGCCUUCCGUGCCCAAUCACAAGGGCUGACAUCAUUUGCUUUCUGCAGAUGAAUUAGAAUAGGAUCAGAAAUGAUGUGAAGAUUACACUGUUCCUUGAAUAUCUGUAAAAUGUGUAUUUGAUUAUGAUAGCAGUAUUUUGUAUAUUUUAGAAGAGCAGUUAUUGCUAAGUUUUUUGAACCAGUAAUAGGUUUAAUCAUCCAGGUUCCUAGCACAUACUGUAGUCAACAUCCGUAUUAGCACUGUGCAGCCGCCUAACACAUAAUCAAUAUUCUCUAUCCACACUACAGGAGAAAAUUCGUAUUGGGAUUUAGGGUGCUAACGUAGCGCGGAAUGUGUGAAACUUACUUCUCAGCCUGAAGUGUCCCGAUUUGCGCCAGCGAAUAACUAGCAUUUUGCACGGCGCUGACCUUUCAGGAGGGUGGUCACGUGUGCUAGCAAGGCAGAGGUCCUGAGUUUGCGCCAGGUAUGGACCAAAUCGUGAGAAAGUGGUACUUGCUAAGCAAGCAGCGUGACAUCCUUUACACGCUCAUUUCUGAUCCGUCAUCAGGCUGAUUUAAAGUUAAUAUCAACAUCUGCCUGUCUAUCUGUGGUUUGGCACUACAGUGAGGGAAAAAAGUAUUUGAUCCCCUGCUGAUUUUGUUCGUUUGCCCA